Molecule: messenger RNA, 1322 nt
Organism: Culex quinquefasciatus (southern house mosquito)
Lineage: Eukaryota; Metazoa; Arthropoda; Insecta; Diptera; Culicidae
Gene: Dlip2
Product: titin
Exons: 3
Coding region: 123-1292 (389 amino acids)
Source: RefSeq, a predicted model, not a curated record
ACCAAAAAUGUUUUGAAAACAACAACAAAAUCGCGGCAUUCCAGAAUCAGAACGACGCCAAGUUGAAAAAGUUAUUUUCUUUACCUAAAUCAAACUGGUAUUAAAUAGCCAUACCUGCCGCGAUGAGCCGCCAGCAAAGACGAAGCUGCUGUUAUCGCAACUGUGCCGUCACCAACUCGGAGCAUCCCGAACGAACGCUGUUUCAGUUCCCGAAGGACGAGGCGAGAGCGAAACGCUGGACUGAACUGGGCGCCGUCGAUACGAGUCUGUCGGGACCGCGUUUUAUGUGCGAUUUGCACUUUUCGCAGAUUUAUAUGUGCUUUAGUGCGCGCCGCAAGAUGCUACUGAAUACGGCCAUCCCGUACGAGUACGGAACGGAACCGUCGGAUGAUCAACAGCAGGGGGAGGAGCAGCAGCAGCAUGAUGUUAUUCUGGGCGAAGCGGAAAUUGUAGGGAGUACAUCGUCUUCGCAGGGAGAGACGGAGGAGCAUCUGGAAGGGACAGAGUAUGAGAUGCUAGACACUGAUGAGAAUCAAAUGACGGAGAUUAUCUACAUGGACGAUUUGCAGCAGCUCAAUCAGGAGGAUGCUGCUCCGCCGAGAAGUCCCGCAAAAGCCAGAAUAAUCAAAGUGGAGAAGCUUCCAACGCUGGUGACUUCCUCCUCCGGUAUGGCAGCGAUUCCAACGCUCGGCAUCCCUCAAAAGAACAUCAUUCUGCGCAAGGUGAAGAUUAAGAAGCGCCCCAGUUCGGCCGUCACCAGUCCGGUUCUGGCGAAGAAGUCAAAGCCUGACGUUGAACCACCCGUCGAAACAACGGUCACCUCGUCGCCGGAGAAGAAGAUCUCAUCGCCGAAAACUACCAAAAAGGUACAAACAGUUAAGGCCAGCAGCAGCAACAGUGUCGCGACCGCAGAAACGUCGAAGCCACCGCAGCCUGCCCCGGCCAAACCGGCGAAAGCUCCCAGCAUUCCGGACAAACCGCUCCGGGUGACGAUCAUGGAGAGGCGCAAGGAGUCGAUGAACGAGUUUAUCUUCAAGGGCGAAGAGUACAUUCAGCUGCCGAAGGAAGGUUUUCUGCAGGAUUUGGACGAGGCGGACCAGCAGAUGCAGCAGUGCAAGGCCAAACACAGCGCCGAAAUGGACGAGCUUGAGCGGGAGCUGGAGGCUUGCAUGGCAGAGAACGAGCAGUGCCGGACGGAGAACGAGAGCCUGACUAGAAAGCUUGAAGAGUAUCGCAUGAUCAUCAAGAACAUGAAGGACGUGCUCGGGAUGUUUGAAGCCCAGGAGGAUUGAAUAAAUCGUUCUAAUUUUAAUGUUAACAGA